Messenger RNA from Funneliformis mosseae, 1305 nucleotides. Lineage: Eukaryota; Fungi; Glomeromycota; Glomeromycetes; Glomerales; Glomeraceae. The record is from the annotation of a GenBank genome assembly.
AUGAAAAAUACACCCAGUGACAAAAAUAUAAUGUAUAGCAAAAGAAAAAGAACAGCAAGCGUUGAAGCGUAUCCAUCUGGUCGAGCGCACUCAUUUACGGACAGACUCCCAAGAAAUAAAAAGCGCGUUAUUUCCUCAAUUACAAAGACAGUUAUGAGAUCAGACAAGUACAAAUACCGCAGUAAAGCGUCCGGUACUUUCAAUUAUGAGUUACGUUUACGUGAAGCUUUAAAAGACGACCCAAAUUCAGACAAAUUACUAAGUUUAAAAAGAAAAUGGGAGAAUGAUGAAUAUAUGUACUACUGGGAUACUUAUGUGGAUGAGAAAAAGAACCGAAAAGUUGAUAAAAAAGUCAAGAAAAUAAAACGUCAAGCACACUCCGACUUUCAUGGUCAUUUAGAUAAUAGACUUAAAGCUAACAUUUCGAAGAAGAGUCCAACCGGUGGAAAUCAAACCAACAAUAUACUGGUGCCUCAAUUGACGGAAUUUACUGAUAUUCUUCAUAAGACCGGAGAAGAUCAGACGCAAGUUCAGGUUAAUAAUGAUGAUGCAGGUUUUUUUGAUGACUUGGAUGAAGGUAACGAAAGAAAUGACGAAAUUGAGGAUAUUGCCGAUAACGUUUUAAGUUCGUUUGUAUAUGAGGAUAAAUCAAGUGUACUGAAAAAUUUGGAGAAUCGUUUGGCUACUACAUACAAGGUUGUUUCCCACUUCGAUAGACAAUUUCCGUAUACGAAAGAACUCUACAAUACAUUCCCCGAUCAAAUGAGAACAUUGGAGAAUGAAUGGGAAAAGGUUGAAGCCAAUAUCCAAAAAACAACCGAAGAAAGAUGGAAUGUAUCUAAAAUGAAAGAACUUAAGCUUAUUACGGAGUUCAGUAAACCUCCCUAUGAUGAUUUUUCUUAUAAACGUGACGAUGAAUUGAUUUGGUGUCAGAGAAUAUUUAUUGAUUUGACUCGACAAUUUCUACGUAAUAGAGGUGCUCUAUUUGAUAAAGAAGCCUCUGAGCUUCGCUAUCGCUCGGAAAUUGUGAAUCCCCUGCUUGCGGGGGCAUUUGAAAUGAUUGAACGUUCUAUAUGGCUUGAAACCGGAGAAAUUGAGAACGAAAUACAAAAAAAAUAUCAAGUCGGGUUUCUUGAGGUCGUAGGCAAUGCCUUUAACAAUGACAUAACUGAUAGGAAUAUUGACUUAGAAAAAUUAUAUAAAGCAAUGUCAUUAUCAUUGUGGAAUCAACGUGCACAUCUCGAUAAUGAAACUUCGCAACAACUAUCAACUCUUGCUGUAUUAGUCCAUGGUAAAUGUGAACAC